UCUUCUGAAGCACUCAAAAAGAGUAAAGUUCUCUGCUUUUAGAUUCAGCUACUUUCUCUCUCUCUAGAAAAAUGGCGGGUCGGAUCCAAUCACACCAGCUACCAAAUGGACUCUACGUCUCGGGAAAGCUCGAGCAGCCCAAAGAACCACGGCCACCGACAAUGGCGGCUCGUGCCAUGCCUUACACCGGAGGCGACAUCAAGAAAUCCGGCGAGCUCGGGAGGAUGUUCGACAUCUCCGUCCUCGACCACCCCCAAGGACCUCCUCCGCCGCCUCUCAUCGUCGGCGGUAACAGUAGUGGCGGGAACUCGAGACAGCAGGCGGCGCCGCCACGUGUCUCCGGUUCCUCUUCGAACCCCAACAGUGGAUCCAGACCCAACUCCGGAUCCGUCAAGAAGUCUUCGGGUCCGCUUUCUCAGCUUCAGCCCACCGGUUUGAUAACGUCCGGUUCGCUCGGCGGCUCCGGUCCCGUCGGGUCCGGGUCGAGACGGUCGGGUCAGCUGGAUCGCCAAGUCAGUAACCUGGGGUCGAGCAAGGCGAAGUACGGGUCGUCGGUGACGAGUCUGAGCACGGACCCGGUUCGGGUCGGGUUUAAGGUACCGAAGACGGUUGUCUGGGCGGUGAUGAUUGUGGCAGCGAUGGGGUUGCUCGUGGGGGCGUUUCUGACCGUGGCGGUUAAGAAACCGGUGGUGAUUGCGGCGGUUUUAGCGGCGGUGGUUCCGGCCGUUGUGGUUUUGGUUUGGAACUGCGUUUGGGGAAGGAAAGGGUUGUUGAGUUUCAUAAAGAAGUAUCCAGAUGCUGAGCUUAGAGGCGCCAUUGAUGGACAGUUUGUCAAAGUUACUGGGGUUGUAACAUGUGGAAGCAUUCCUCUGGAGUCUUCGUACCAAAGAACACCGAGAUGCGUCUAUGUUUCCACGGAGUUGUAUGAGUACAAAGGUCUUGGUGGGAGAUCCGCAAAUUCAAAACAUCGAUGCUUUUCUUGGGGCUCUAGACAUGCAGAGAAAUAUGUUUCGGAUUUUUACAUAUCAGAUUUUCAAUCUGGAUUGAGAGCGCUAGUAAAAGCAGGAUAUGGAGCAAAGGUUUCUCCUUUUGUCAAACCGGCGACAGUGGCUGAUGUAACGGCUCAGAACAAAGACUUGUCUCCCAGCUUCCUUAAGUGGCUGUCGGAUCGCAACCUCUCUGCUGAUAACCGUGUCAUGCGUCUCAAAGAAGGAUACAUAAAAGAAGGAAGCACGGUGAGCGUGAUGGGAAUGGUGAGAAGACACGACAACGUUCUGAUGAUAGUCCCUCCUACAGAAGCUGUCUCAAGUGGCUGCCGGUGGUGGCGCUGCCUCCUCCCGACCUACGCAGAUGGUCUAAUCAUCACCUGCGAAGAUAAUCAAAACGCUGAUGUCAUCCCUGUCUGAAACCAAAAUGUGUGUAAUGCUUUCUUUUUGCCCCCAUAUUUGAAUGCUUAAUUAAGAGUUAGGCUCACGAGAACUAAAGGAAUGAGAGCUGGGCCCAUGUUGGUUUAAAAAGGAAACCAGAUGGGCUUUGUCUCUUGCCAUGACCAUAUUAGCUGUUCUUGUUUCCUCUUGGAUGAGGUUUAUGUUUGUCUGCGACUUUGUGUACAUAACGAUCCCAAUUGUAAAUGCUUAAAUAAAUAUUAUGCUCCAUUUACUA
Molecule: messenger RNA, 1662 nt
Organism: Raphanus sativus (radish)
Lineage: Eukaryota; Viridiplantae; Streptophyta; Magnoliopsida; Brassicales; Brassicaceae
Exons: 4
Coding region: 72-1406 (444 amino acids)
Source: RefSeq, a predicted model, not a curated record